UAUAUUUUGUUGCGGAUGAGAGUGCCGUUGUCUGCAUAUGACACAUUUUUGUUGAACUGAUAACAAGUGCGAUUCAAUCAUUAAACAUGAGACGUCUGUAUUUAUACGCCCAUUACUAUUUACAACUCAAUUAGUAUUGGUGUUGAUACAACGAGGCGAACAAUAAAGAUGAAGGUCCCGAGUGCUGCUCUUCUCAUAUCAGUUUUUUGUUUUUCUCACGCUGCAGACAAAGUGAAGGUCUCAGUAUACUAUGAAACCAUAUGUUCUGACUGCAAAAUUUUUAUAAGGGACCAGUUGCAAGGGACAUACGAUUCCCUCUCACAAUAUAUAGACCUGGACUUGGUUCCAUUUGGAAAGGGAUCGGCCGAGAAAAACGGGGACAAAUGGGAAAUCGAAUGUCAACAUGGCCCUAAGGAAUGCUAUGGCAAUGCAUACCAUAGCUGCGCAGUUAAAAUCGCUCCGACAGCUACAGCUUUGGCUUUCGCAACGUGCACUUUUUCGCAGGAUGACCCCGCAUCAGACGAUGUUAUCAAAAUGUGUGCCAAGGACGCAGGUAUAUCCUACAAUCGUCUAAAGCACUGCAAAGAGACCAAAGGGAACGAACUCCUAGCGGCAAAUGCAGAUAGAUCAAGAGGAGUAGGUUAUGCAACUGUUCCUGCAGUUGCAUUCGACGGUACCUACGAUGUCAUGAACAGCAUGAUUGCAACCACGAGUAUGAAGCAACUGACUUGUUCCUUCCUUGGUGAUGCUCCUGCUGAUUGUAAAACUCAAAUGUGACAAUGUAUAUUAAAUUGAGGGUUCAAGUUGCUUACCUUUAAAUAUUUAUAGUUCCUGACUAACCCUGUGAUACGCCUAUUGAGAGUGUUCAUCGCCUCGUAUUCA
Messenger RNA from Acanthoscelides obtectus, 882 nucleotides. NCBI's taxonomy places the organism in Eukaryota, Metazoa, Arthropoda, Insecta, Coleoptera, Chrysomelidae. The record is from the annotation of a GenBank genome assembly.